Molecule: messenger RNA, 1806 nt
Organism: Ziziphus jujuba (common jujube)
Lineage: Eukaryota; Viridiplantae; Streptophyta; Magnoliopsida; Rosales; Rhamnaceae
Product: disease resistance-like protein CSA1
Exons: 6
Coding region: 1-1806 (601 amino acids)
Biological process (GO): defense response
Source: RefSeq, a predicted model, not a curated record
AUGGGAAGGCAAGACAAUUCAGAAGGAGAAGUUUUGAAAAUGCAUGACUUACUACGACAAAUGGGUCAGGGGAUUGUUUUUGACGAAAACAAAGAUCCAGUAAAUCGUAGUAGACUAUGGAAUGUCAAGGAUGUCUGCCGUGUAUUGGAAAGAAAAGAGGAUGUGAAAAUGAGCCCUACAGCAUUCUCAAAGAUGGACAAUCUGCGAUUUCUUAAAAUAACACAUUUCUAUGCCGGCAGAAAUGACAUUGAUUACAUCGAAGAAGAAGUGCGCAAAAGGUUACAUUGUCCUAAUGGGCUUGAGUCAUUUGCUUCUUAUGAGAGAAGAUAUUUUCAUUGGGACUUCUACCCUUUGAAAUAUUUGCCAGAUGAUUUAAGUACAGAGAAUCUUGUUGUACUUAUUAUGCGUGGUAGCCAACUUGAGCUGCUUUGGAAUGCAGACCAGCCACUUGAGCUCGAGAAGUUAAAGGAGAUCGAUCUUAGUUUUUCUAAGCACCUUAUUCAAAUACCAAACUUGUCUCUAGCUAUAAAUCUUCAAGAUAUACAUCUUCAAGAUUGCACAAGUUUGGUUCAUAUUCCUCCAUUUUUUCAUAAUCUCAACAAGCUUCGGUCUCUAGAUAUGACAAAUUGCAAAAAUCUGGAAUAUGGCAUAGAAAACCUUCCAAAUAGCCUAAGAGAUUUAACAAUGGAUGGGACAGCAAUUAAAAGGCUACCAGAAAGCAUUUGGGAGUUGAAAUAUCUGAAAAGGCUGCGUCUUCUUCGUUGCACAAAUCUGAGAAAGAUUUCAGAAAUCUCGAAUAAUAUGGAGUGCCUGGUUGAAAUUAUCUUAGGUAAAACAAAGAUUGAAGGGCUACCCAAGUCAUUUGAAAAUCUAACGGCACUCCAAGGGUUAGGUCUUGUAAGGUGCCAUAAGAUUAAGUUUCUCCCAAACAGCCUGUGUAAAUUAUUGCGUCUUGAAAAGUUGAUUCUUGCGAAGUGUUCAUCACUUGAAGAAUUGCCUCCACUUCCACAUGGUUUGGACUAUUUGAAUAUAACAAGUUGUAAGAGAUUGAAAUCAAUAGCAGAGCUUCCAUUAUCUCUACGUCAUUUGAAAGCAGAGGAUUGCAGAUCGUUGGAGACAAUAUCAAGUCGAUGGUCUCCACCCAAUCAUGAUUACAAUUAUUUGUUUACGAAUUGUCUAAAAUUGGAUGAGGACACACGCAACAACGUAAUUGUUAAGCUAACAUGCCUUCUUUCAUCGCCCCGUCCAGAUGAUGUGCGGUAUUUUAGUCAUAUCCUGUAUCCAGGAUGUGAAAUCCCAGAAUGGUUCAGCUAUCGAACUGAUGGUGGGAAUUCAGUUGACAUCCAUCUUCCUGAAAAUUGGUUUGAACUGCCAUUGAGAUUUGCCUUUUGCAUUGUUUUUUAUGGGUUGUGUAGUAAAAAUGGUUCUCUAGGUUUGAAUUUGGAAUACGGAUUCAAUUUCAAAACCAACACUAUUAACAGUGAUGACUGUCUUUACAGUUAUUAUUGUAACUGGUUCACCUUUCGUAUUGAUAGAGCCAUUGAUAGAGAUCAUGUGUAUAUUUUUCCCACGAUUGAGUUAAAGCCUAGAUUGUCAGAAGUGUUUGGGCCAAACUGGUCCUCCAUCUAUAGCAACAUUACCGAGGCUUCUUUCCGACUAUCUUUCCACGGUCAGAAGGAUCAAAAUAUACUAAAGGCUUGGGUGGAGGCCUUCAGAAAGAGAGUGAGCAUGAAGAACAGGAUUAACGAUUGUGGAAGUGAUGAAGAAGAUUGCCAUUCCUAUUGGGAGACUCUUGAGGAGCUCUGA